GAGGCGGGACGAGGGCCCGGAGGGGCUCGGGAUUGCGGAAGUUUUGUGAGGAGGGUCGGGCGGCUCCAGGACCGUAGUGUUGUUUUGGAACACAUCCCGGGAGGGAAGUCGCCGCGCGGGGUCCGUGAGCCCCAAUCAGCGCACGUUUGGGGCAACCCCGCUGCCACCAACGUCGAUCCUCUCGCUUCGUUCCUCCCGGAGGGAACUGCCUUGGAUCUCCGCCAUGGCAUCCACCUCAUCCAACCUGCAGAAAGCAAUAGACAUUGCAAGCAAAGCAGCCCAGGAAGACAAAGCUGGGAACUAUGAAGAAGCUCUUCAACUCUACCAGCACGCUGUACAGUAUUUCCUCCACGUAGUUAAAUAUGAAGCACAGGGUGAUAAAGCCAAACAAAGUAUCAGAGCAAAGUGUACAGAGUAUCUUGAUAGAGCAGAAAAACUGAAGGAGUACCUGAAAAAGAAAGAGAAAAGACCGCAGAAGCCAGUAAAAGAGGGACAGCCAAGCCCAGCUGAUGAGAAGGGGAAUGACAGUGAUGGGGAAGGAGAAUCUGAUGAUCCUGAAAAAAAGAAACUACAGAAUCAACUUCAAGGUGCCAUUGUUAUAGAGCGACCAAAUGUGAAAUGGAGCGAUGUUGCUGGCCUUGAAGGAGCCAAGGAAGCCCUUAAAGAAGCUGUAAUAUUGCCUAUUAAAUUUCCUCACCUUUUUACAGGUAAGAGAACACCUUGGAGGGGAAUCCUGUUAUUUGGGCCACCUGGAACAGGAAAAUCGUAUUUAGCCAAAGCUGUAGCAACAGAAGCAAACAACUCAACAUUUUUUUCAAUAUCUUCCUCUGACCUUGUCUCUAAGUGGCUAGGUGAAAGUGAAAAGCUAGUUAAGAAUUUAUUCCAACUUGCCAGAGAGAACAAACCUUCCAUUAUCUUUAUUGAUGAAAUCGAUUCUCUGUGUGGUUCAAGAAGUGAAAAUGAAAGUGAAGCAGCACGUAGAAUUAAGACAGAGUUUCUUGUUCAAAUGCAAGGGGUUGGUGUGGACAAUGAUGGAAUUUUGGUUCUGGGAGCUACAAAUAUACCCUGGGUUCUGGAUUCUGCCAUUAGGCGAAGAUUUGAGAAACGAAUUUAUAUUCCUUUGCCCGAGGCCCACGCCCGAGCAGCAAUGUUUCAGCUGCACUUGGGGACCACUCAGAACAGUCUCACGGAAACAGACUUCCGAGAACUCGGCAAGAAGACGGACGGCUACUCCGGGGCGGACAUCAGCGUCAUAGUGCGCGACGCGCUCAUGCAGCCCGUCAGGAAAGUGCAGUCGGCCACUCACUUCAAAAAGGUUCGGGGCCCAUCACAGGCUGACCCUAACAAGAUAGUAGACGACCUGCUGACACCCUGCUCUCCUGGUGAUGCUGGCGCCAUCGAAAUGACGUGGAUGGAUGUCCCUGGGGAUAAACUUCUGGAGCCAGUUGUUAGCAUGUCGGAUAUGUUAAGGUCACUCUCUAGCACAAAACCCACAGUGAAUGAACACGACUUGUUGAAAUUAAAGAAGUUUACAGAAGAUUUUGGCCAAGAAGGCUAAACCAAAGACAACGAGGAAGACAUUUACGAGUGUGUUCUUUCUUUCAUAGAUACUUUUGUUCUUUCUUGGAUGAUGUUCAGAUUAUUUUCAGUAAGAACUUUUUUCCACAGGGAAAUACAAAUCUCACUUCUGCGUUUCUUUUCUAUGUACUUUUGCUCCAUCACCUAUUUAAAUGUUCCUAUUAACAUAAAUGAUAAAAUUAUGGGUUGUAAGGAAAUGAUUUAUGAAUGCAAACAAAUUACCCACUAAAAAGAGGAUUGAAUUGACUCAGACAAAAGUUUUAAAUUGUUAUCAGUGGUGGUCUUUGCAAAGAGCGCUUUGUUUUUUUUUUUUUUUCACUAACAUGAAAUAGGGCUUAUUUCAUAUUUUGAAAAAUAUUCAAGCAUUUUCCUCAUCACUGUAGCAUUUAUUUACUUUGUUAUACAAUUACAGUAAUAGAAUAUUUAUUCUCAGGGAUGGGCAAUAAAACGCAAAGAGCAAUGUGAUUGGGCUUGAAAAUUGUUGAAUAGUGUUCUAGCCACGGCUCUAGUGAGUUCUGAUAGGUUGGCAUUUUUCUCUGUGUAGAUUUAAAUAAUUUCUUUGAAAGCAGCAAGCUUUUAUAUUUAAAUAGCACCUUUCACUGUGCAAUCUCAAGAGAAAGACUUUCUAAAUUAGGUGUUGUCUUUUUCUUGAAGAAGAAAAUUGUCUAUUUCAAUGUCUUUUUGUAGCAAGAUUGACCAAAACAGGCAGUGGAUAAACAUGUACUUUUUAAAUAACUUCAUGAAAUACUGUAAUAGGAACCUUUGCUAAACGGAACGGCCUCCUUUUGGAUUGUGGGACGUUGGUUGUGUGUGAUGGGGGGGGGUGUGUGUACAUAUAUAUGUAUAAUUUUUUUGUUAAUAUAGAAUACCAAGGGUCUUGUCUUUUAAGUGCAGGGAACAGUUUGUCUUGGCCACACUCAUGUUAUCAGUGUAAUGCCUCAUCAAGCUUUAGAAUUGAGCUGAUGUCUCUUUAAAUAAUCACAUGCAAACUUGGUAUUAUGUUAUUUUAAUAUCUCCAAAUAAAAAACCUGAGGGUGUGUGUUACACACUUUUACUGUCAACACUAAGUUGUGCCUUGUACCUUUGCAUUGGCUAUACAUGCAAAAGAUUGGAUGAGGUAGGUUCCUUAAUUAGGACAGAGUUCUACCUUGUAAGAUGCUAUAAAAAUAACUUGCAUUUUAAAGUGUAUUUGCACAUUUUACAUAUUAUGCUACAUGGUUGCCUUUGGAUUUUCUGUACAUUAUUUUGUUGUUAAAUGGAAAUCAUAGGCCUGAAAUAUGCUGUUCUUCUGUGAAGUAAAUUGAUACAACCUA
Messenger RNA from Condylura cristata (star-nosed mole), 2891 nucleotides. RefSeq names its product vacuolar protein sorting 4 homolog B (S. cerevisiae) (gene VPS4B). The record is from RefSeq and is a predicted model, not a curated record. The transcript has 11 exons. Lineage: Eukaryota; Metazoa; Chordata; Mammalia; Eulipotyphla; Talpidae. Gene Ontology annotation, molecular function: ATP binding; ATP hydrolysis activity. The coding region runs from base 224 to 1558 and encodes 444 amino acids. Gene Ontology annotation, biological process: endosomal transport; vacuole organization.